AUGCGCAGCGUCGAUGAAGGCAUGCAGAUCGGCCUCGCUGCCGAGAUGCGGGUCGACCGUGGUGAAGUCGGUGAUCCAAUAGCCGUGAUGCCGCUGGGCAUCUCUAUGGCCCUUGGCACCCUGGACGGGCUUGUUUUUGAAGAUUGGCCCCAACCAGAUCGCCGUCGCCGCCAUGGUAGAAGCCCCUUGUGCGUCGGAUCGAAGCCGGUGAUCAGCGGGCCGCCCUUUCAGGCCGCCGCGAUCAUUGGCGGUGUCGCCAUUCUCGAACCGGUCGGGCAGGACGAAGCCAGAUCACCUCGUCCUGCGGCAGGCGCUGGCGAUAAUCCUGUGGCGAGCGGGCGGCGGUCGCGAGGAGGGCGAGCAGCAGCUUCUUCAUGGGGUAACCCUUUGGGCAGGCGCGGCGCAAUGCGCGGCGAGGAAGGCGUCGUGCGUCGGCAGCCGGCUGGCCACCUGUGCGGCGUGACGCAUGGGUGA
Messenger RNA from Acanthosepion pharaonis, 474 nucleotides. Lineage: Eukaryota; Metazoa; Mollusca; Cephalopoda; Sepiida; Sepiidae. The record is from the annotation of a GenBank genome assembly.